AUGCACUCGCCUGCGCCACGUCGCACAUCCUCCACCGCCACCGCCACCGCCACCGCCACCGCCACCGCCACCGCCUCGACCUCGACCUCGACCUCGACCUCGCUUCCCCCGCUUCCCCCGCUUCCCGCCAAUACCCCCAAUGCCUCCCACAGCUCCCUCGACUCGUCGCUGACCUUUGUCCGUCACCACCAACUGACGGUGCCGCUCCACCUGCGCCUGUGCUCGCUCGUCGGACCUCUCCCGACCCAUUCGCUCACGACGCUGCUGCAAACGCCCUCGCUCAAACACUCUGCGCUCGCUACACCUCCUUCCCUCCCGCCGGACCUCUACCUCAUCAUCCAGCUCUACUCCUCCAACAAGCCACUGCUCCCGCCUUGGAAAUCGUCCUUCAAGUCCUUCAAAUCGCGCUCUUCGAUCGAAUGGAAUUCGGAACCGAUCGAAUUCGGUAUCCAAUGUUCGGACCUGCCCCUCGAUGCUCAACUCGCCGCGACCGUGUAUUCCCUCGCCGGACCGGACCAACCCCCGCUCGUCCUCGGCGGGAGUACGUUGGCCCUGUUCUCAAAGAACAAGCGCCUCCUCAAAGCGGGCAAACAGAGGUUGUUCCUUCAUCGUGCAUCUGAGGCCGAUGGUAAAGUGCCGAGUACGACACCGAGCAAGCUGGCCAAGGACCGAGAGGCGGAACACGAUCGGUUGGGCGUGUUGGAAACGUGCGUGAGGAGGCAUGAGAGCGGGGAGGUACACAGGGAGGAUUGGGUCGACAAACUUGCGUUCAGGCAGAUCGAAAAGAGCUAUCAGGUCCGUUCCUCGCUCCACCACACUCUCCGACCGAUUUGGAAAAACUGUCAACUUUGCGCCGGCUGACUGAGAGCGUUGACGAUCAGGUCGAAGCGAGCAAGAGCCCACACUUGUUCUUGUACAUCGAUUUACCCAGAUUCGAUUUCCCCGUCGUCUUUUCCGAACAUGUACGAACCGAGUUGGCUGGGCAGGGGACGGGCGAUGGGGCUGAACCCCACUUUCUCCACACAGGAAUACACCCUCCCAACCCUCGCUUCCCCCGCCGUCCCUCUCCCCGGCACGACGAACGCUUCAACCAUCGAAGCUGUCUCCGCACCUCUCCACUCUUUGUUUCCCAUCAUCGAUCCCGAAAUAGUAAGGGAGAACCCCGUCGAAGCGAAACAUCGCCGAUUGGUCAGGAGUCAUCGCUCGGGACCGUUGGAUAGGGAGUUGAAGCCGAAUGCCAAGAUUCGGGACGAGUUGAACGUCAGUGGUCCAUUUGAGCAUUCGAAGCACAACUACCACUUUGUAGCUGAUCAUCCAUUCGGACAUGCUCAACACAGGACAUCCUACGCUACCCCCCCACGCGCGACCUCACUUCAACCCAACGCGACCUCCUCUGGCAAUUCCGUUUCUACCUCACCCGGGACAAACGCGCGCUAACCAAGUUCCUCAAAGCCGUCGCGUGGUCCGAUCCGGGGGAAGUGCAACAAGCCGUGGAAGUGUUGUUGGGUAUGUGGGUCGAGAUUGAGAUGGACGAUGCCUUGGAACUUUUGGGGCCGGGGGAGGCGUUCAGGGAUCGCCGGGUUAGGGCGUUCGCGGUCAAGAGGUUGGAAAAGGCGGAUGAUGAGGUGCGUUUGACGAUCAAGAGUCUUUGAGACGGGCGCUGACUUUUUUUCUUUCAUUGAUACCCAAAGGAACUCAUGUUGUACCUCUUGCAACUCGUCCAAGCGAUCAAGUUCGAACCACCCCCACCCUCCAUGUCCCCUUCCUCCUCGACGUCGUCCUCCAUGCUCCGUCACUCUCGCCACCUCAGCCACUCCCAUUCGCACCACCAUCACCGCAUGGAUGCUUCGACCCCUCCAACGACGGCCUUGAGUCUGAUCGAUUUCCUCAUCGAAAGAAGUGCGCAAAACCCCGUACUCGGUAACCAUUUUCAUUGGUACAUCCAAGUCGAAACGGAGGACAAAGAACGCGGUUCCUUAUUCGCCGACGUGGGUAGGAGAUUCGAACGGCGCGUGGCGGAGCUUGAAGCUUCUUCAUCGGCUUCGAAUUUACUCGAGAUGGGUCCGGAAACAAGAAGGGAUGGGUUGAGGAGACAAACGGAUUUGAUCGCUCGGUUAUCGAGUUUGGCCUAUGAAUUACGCAUGUCGAAAGAUGCUCGACCGAAGAAGAUCGAACGACUAAGGGCUUACAUCCGUGCCCAUCUCCUCAAAUUCGACGUCCCCAUCGCCCUACCCUUGGACGCCAAAAUUCGGAUCGUCGGUAUCGAUCCCGAACGAUCGAGCGUGUUCAAAUCGAAUUUGUUCCCUUUAAAGUUACACUUUCUCACGAGCGAGGGAGGUGCUUAUCCCGUCAUUUUCAAGAACGGUGAUGACCUACGUCAAGACCAACUCGUCAUUCAACUCUUCACCCUCAUGGACCGACUACUCCUUUCCGAGAACCUCGAUCUUAAACUCAUGCCCUACCGAGUCUUGGCGACCGCCCAAUUGGAUGGGAUGGUUCAAUUCGUCGAGAGCAAGACCUUGCAGGAUAUUUCAAACGAGUUUGGCGCACAGGGUUUGUUGGGUUAUUUGAAGCAAGGGAUCGAGAAUCAAGGCGUCGCGGUGUCGGAGGGGGUUGUAAGAGCGGAGGUAUUGGAUACGUAUGUGAGGAGUUGUGGUCAGUCUCUCGAGAAGGAGUCCAUCGAAGUAAGGACCGCGCCUGACGAAGCUUCGUCUUUAUACCCCCCUCUAUCCCCCCGAUAAUUCAGCGGGUUAUUGUGUCGUCACGUACCUCCUCGGCGUAGGCGAUCGUCACCUCGACAACCUCCUCCUCUCCCCCGACGGCCACUUCUUCCACGUCGACUUUGGUUACAUCUUAGGUCGCGAUCCCAAACCGUUUCCUCCGGCCGUCAAAGUUUGUAAAGAGAUGGUCGACGCGAUGGGGGGUUUACAUUCGACCGAGUACAAGAGGUUCAAGAAGUUGUGCGGGACCGCGUUCAGUCUGUUGAGGAAGAAUGGUAAUCUGUUGAUCAACUUGGUGAGCUUGAUGACGGAGGCGAACAUUCAGGAUAUCAAGAUGGAACCCGAUAAGGCCGUAGGGAAGGUACGUGUAGGGAAAGGAACGAGCGCAGCGUGGCGUGACUUUGGGGGUUCGAGGAUCGGAAGGGGGAUGAACUGACUUUCUUGUUUAUUCGUUCUGCCUUGAUCGUUCUCAGGUGCAGGAUAAGUUCUUACUUCACCUUAGCGAGGAAGAAGCGAUCAAGCAAUUCGAAGCGUUGUUGAACGAGACCUCGUAUUUUACUUCCGUGUUGGAUAGGAUCCACUCUGUAGCGCAGUAUUGGAGAUCCUAA
Messenger RNA from Microbotryum saponariae, 3328 nucleotides. Lineage: Eukaryota; Fungi; Basidiomycota; Microbotryomycetes; Microbotryales; Microbotryaceae. The record is from the annotation of a GenBank genome assembly.